Molecule: messenger RNA, 573 nt
Organism: Lasiodiplodia theobromae
Lineage: Eukaryota; Fungi; Ascomycota; Dothideomycetes; Botryosphaeriales; Botryosphaeriaceae
Product: Anthranilate phosphoribosyltransferase
Exons: 2
Coding region: 1-573 (190 amino acids)
Source: RefSeq, a predicted model, not a curated record
AUGAUCAAACGCCCACGCUGCAUAGCUAUUUGUGCAAGCGGCAAGGCUUGCCCCCAUCUUCGACUGCCCAAACUCUCGUUCUGCCUCUACCACGAGCAUCGCACAACUAUUUGGCCUCCAGCAUACAUCUUCACAAUUCCCCGCCCGAAGACAUUCAAUGCCCAUCAGCAGCCCAGUUCUGCCAGCGAUGCCGGCGGUGGGCUUUCUCCCACAGCUCGCAUGGCCACCCAUCCACCUACUCCUCCCCCUGCCUAUCGUCCUGGUCUUCUUUGCCUAGUCGGCGGCGGCGGCGGCGGUGAACCUACGACGACGGCAGCAGCAGCCAUGACCGUUUGCGCCAGUUGUGCCACAUACUGCCGCGAGCAUCAUGGGAAGUCGCCGGCGACGGCUGCGGGGCCGCCGCCUUACAGCUGGGACUCUGCGGAGGCCGCAGCGGUGCUGCGGGCGUUCACGUCUGCCGAGCUGAUGAACGAGUUGGAAAGUCGGACUGCGCUGGAUGAUAGUGACUAUGAUGGUAGCAUCGACGAUGAUGAGGAGGGCGUUGACUGUGAUAGCGACGAGGGGGAGCUUUGA